AUGGCCCACGCGGGAGAAGGCAAGCGGAUGCCCUGGCUCCCCGUGCUGGUGGUGUCGCUGCUGUGCUCGGCCAGAGCAGAGUACUCCAACUGCGGUGAGAAUGAGUACUACAACCAGACCACAGGGCUGUGCCACGAGUGUCCGCAGUGUGGCCCAGGGGAGGAGCCCUACCUGUCCUGUGGCUACGGCACCAAAGAUGAGGACUAUGGCUGUGUCCCCUGCCCGGCGGAGAAGUUUUCCAAAGGAGGCUACCAGAUAUGCAGGCGCCACAAAGACUGCGAGGGCUUCUUCCGGGCCACCGUGCUGACGCCGGGGGACAUGGAGAAUGAUGCUGAGUGUGGGCCGUGUCUCCCUGGCUACUACAUGUUGGAAAACAGACCCAGGAACAUCUACGGCAUGGUCUGCUACUCCUGCCUCCUGGCACCCCCCAACACCAAGGAAUGUACAGGAGCCAGCUCCGGAGUCUCUGCCAACUUCCCCAGCACCUCUGGCAGCAGCACCCUCUCUCCCUUCCAGCACGCCCACAAAGAGCUCUCAGGCCAAGGGCACCUGGCCACAGCCCUGAUCAUUGCCAUGUCCACCAUCUUCAUCAUGGCCAUAGCCAUUGUCCUCAUCAUCAUGUUCUACAUCAUGAAGACAAAGCCUUCUGCUCCAGCCUGCUGUACCAGCCACCCAGUGAAGAGUGUAGAAGCCCAAGUGAGCAAGGAAGAGGAGAAGAAAGAGGCCCAAGACAGUGUGGUGAUUUUCUCUGAGAAGGACGAAUUCGAGAAGCUGACCACAGCUCCAGCAAAGACUGUCAAAAGUGAGAAUGACGCAUCAUCGGAGAACGAGCAGCUGCUGAGCCGGAGCAUGGACAGUGACGAGGAGCCUGCCACCGACAAGCAGGGCUCCCCAGAGCUGUGCCUCUUGUCGCUGGUUCACCUGGCCCGGGAGAAGUCGGCAGCCACCAAGUCAGCCGGGAUUCAAAGCCGAAGGAAAAAGAUAUUGGAUGUGUACGCCAAUGUGUGUGGAGUCGUUGAAGGUCUCAGCCCCACAGAGCUGCCAUUUGACUGUCUCGAGAAGACAAGCCGAAUGCUCAGCUCCACGUACAACUCCGAGAAGGCCGUUGUGAAAACAUGGCGCCACCUCGCCGAGAGCUUUGGACUGAAGAGGGAUGAGAUUGGGGGCAUGACAGAUGGCAUGCAGCUCUUUGACCGCAUCAGCACGGCAGGCUAUAGCAUCCCAGAGCUGCUCACAAAACUGGUGCAGAUCGAGCGGCUAGAUGCCGUGGAGUCCUUGUGUGCAGACAUACUGGAAUGGGCCGGGCUUGUGCCCCCUGCCUCCCAGCCACCCACGACAGCCUGA
Molecule: messenger RNA, 1344 nt
Organism: Odobenus rosmarus divergens (Pacific walrus)
Lineage: Eukaryota; Metazoa; Chordata; Mammalia; Carnivora; Odobenidae
Gene: EDAR
Product: ectodysplasin A receptor
Exons: 11
Coding region: 1-1344 (447 amino acids)
Biological process (GO): positive regulation of JNK cascade; positive regulation of canonical NF-kappaB signal transduction
Cellular component (GO): plasma membrane
Molecular function (GO): signaling receptor activity
Source: RefSeq, a predicted model, not a curated record